UCAGUAUAUUCCUUCAUUCUGUUUGUGGUAAUUUCAUAAAUUUGUUUAACAAAAGGAAAACAGAUUCUUUCGGGAAAAUUUGUGGCAAAUGUAUAUGUAGAUAUUUUUUACACAAGGAAACUGUGUAUAUUUUUUCUAAGAUCUCGAAACCAAGUAAAUAGGUAAAGUAAUCCAAACCACAUAUCGCGAUGGGCUCUAUGGGCAACCAGUUCAUCCUGUCGCGGGAGCGUCGCCGCUUUGGGAGGCAGUGCCUCUUCUCCGACCACAACGAGAUGAUCCUGAGUGUGCAGUCCAGUGGACGGCUGCGCCUCAAGUACAUUCUGCGCAAUCCGAUCAACGAGAAGACGCAGCUGAGCGAGCAGUACGCCGUCUCCUCGGCUUUGACCCACAACGUGACCCUGGAUUCGCACGGGAUCAAUCACUUCGAGGGCGGCUGGAAUGUCAAGGAGGUGAAUGUGGCCGACGAGGAGUCCACCAUGCGCUACCGCAAGAAGGUUGAACGCGAUGACUCCUGGGGCAUCGAGGUAAGCGAACUGAUGCACAGCGUGAUGGACAUCAGUUCGGCCAACAAUGCUGUCAACAUCUACGAGGACUUCUUUGAGGAUCUGCCCGCGGAUCUGGGUAGUGGCAUUAGCAUGAAUAUUGCGGCCAGGGGCAUUCACAUUUUCCACGACCUCUGGAUUCCCGGCCGCACUCUCAAGAUGUGUGAAUGGCUGAACAACGAUCCCAAUCAGUUUCUCCUGACGUACUGCAACGCGAAGAGCCUGUCUCCGGAUUACUCAAAGCCGCUGAAUAUUUUGCCGGACUUUGGCAACAACAAUGCCAAUGCGAUCUACAUUUGGGACUUCGACGACGCCAUUCGUCCGGUGGCCCAUUUCGAUACGAAAAGCGUGCUCCGGAUCGCCAAGGUGUGCAUUCGGGAUGAGAACUACAUGGUGGGUGGACUGCAGGAGGGUCAGGUGUGCUUUUGGCACACGGAAAGCAUGGGUGGCGCCAAGGCGAUGUGCCCCCUGGAGGCUAGUCAUCGCGAGGAGACGUCGGCCCUCUGCUGGGUGCACUCGAAGCUGAACACGGAGUUCUAUUCCGGCUCGCUGGAUGGCUCGAUCAAGUACUGGGACACCCGGGAUCUGCUAAUGCCGGUGUACGAGGUGCUGGCCGAACCGUAUCCCGGGCAGGAGCAAAACCGACAGGACGCACAUGGCGUCACUGUCCUGGAGUUCGAGUACACCAUCCCGGUGCGCUUCAUCGCUGGCACGGACAUGGGCUACGUGUUCGUGGGCAACCGCAAGGGAACCACUCCGUCGGAGACCCUCGUCGGCUGCUACCAACUAUUGGCCGGCCCCAUUCGCGUCGUGAUGCGCAAUCCCUUCUUCGUGAAGAACUUCAUCCUGAUCGGGGACUGGCGGGUGCGCAUCUGGUCGGAGGAGGUGAAGAACUGCCCCAGCACGUUCUACAUCCGCCGCAAGCACCAGCUGAUCAGCGGAGCCUGGAGCACUGGACGCUGCUCGCUCUUCUGCACCGGCGAUGUCCAGGGCAACCUGGAGUUCUGGGACCUGCUCAUGUCCCACUCGGAGCCAAUCAUGACCAUCAAGUACAAGCACGCCAUCACCCAUUUGGUGUUCAAGCCCGACGGAUCCAUUCUCACCGUGAGUCUGGCCAACGGCGACUGUGCCAUGCUCCGCUUGGAGGAGGGCAUGCGAAGUGCCACGGUCAAGGAGAAGUCCCUCAUGAUGGCGAUGUUUGAGCGCGAGAUAUCGCGCUGCAAACUUUUGGAGGCUCGUGAGGAGGAGAUUAAGCUGAAGAAGCGCUUGACCUCACUUCAUCUGGAGGAGGAACGCAAGUCCAAGGAGAAAAUAGACGCCAAAAAGAAAAAAAUUCAGGCCAAGAAGGAGCAGGAGCCCAAAGUGGAGGAUGACGCCACCAUGUUCCUCAGGAUGAUAGAGAACGACACUGAAUUCAGCCGGGCUCUGUUGGAUUUCAACGAGGCCAUCGAAAGCGUCACCAACAAGCGAUCCAAGCGGGUUUUCGUCACGGAACGCACUGUUUUCGAGAGGGAUGGACCGAUGGCGGUGCAAUAAGGAAGGAAUUCUAUAGUACCAAUUGUAUCUUAACAUUUUUAUAGAGUAUUGUGUAACCUGUUUAUGCAUCUUAAUAAAAGCAAUGUGAACCAA
Molecule: messenger RNA, 2171 nt
Organism: Drosophila elegans
Lineage: Eukaryota; Metazoa; Arthropoda; Insecta; Diptera; Drosophilidae
Product: dynein intermediate chain 3, ciliary
Exons: 2
Coding region: 189-2078 (629 amino acids)
Biological process (GO): outer dynein arm assembly; cilium movement
Cellular component (GO): outer dynein arm
Molecular function (GO): dynein heavy chain binding; dynein light chain binding
Source: RefSeq, a predicted model, not a curated record